Molecule: messenger RNA, 2385 nt
Organism: Leptonychotes weddellii (Weddell seal)
Lineage: Eukaryota; Metazoa; Chordata; Mammalia; Carnivora; Phocidae
Source: RefSeq, a predicted model, not a curated record
AACUGGCAUGACAAGGAAUCUGAUUUCCCAACUGCCGCCUCCGAGCUCUGGGCACGGCAGUGGGAGGCCAAUGGCCUGUGUCUCUUUCCACAGUGGUCCUUUGCUGUUGCGACUAUCACAGAGAUCCCCCCUGUCAUCUUCCUCCCCAACUUCCUUGUGCAGAGGAAGGUGCUGAAGCCCCUCCGGACCCAGACGGGAGGAACCAUCAUGGCAGGGAAGCUGGCCAUGGAGCGAGGCUGGGCCAUCAAUGUGGGUGGCGGCUUCCACCACUGCUCCAGUGACCGGGGCGGCGGCUUCUGCGCCUAUGCGGACAUCACACUGGCCAUCAAGUUUCUGUUUGAGCGAGUGGAAGGCAUCUCCAGAGCCACCAUCGUCGAUCUCGAUGCCCAUCAGGGCAAUGGGCACGAACGGGACUUCAUGGGUGACAAGCGCGUGUACAUCAUGGACGUCUACAACCGCCACAUCUACCCCGGGGACCGCUUUGCCAAGCAGGCCAUCAGGCGGAAGGUGGAGCUGGAGUGGGGCACGGAGGACGAUGAGUACCUGGAUAAAGUGGGGCGGAACCUCCAGAAGGCCCUCCAGGAGCACCCACCCGACGUGGUGGUGUACAACGCAGGGACCGACAUCCUGGAAGGGGACCGCCUUGGGGGGCUGUCCAUCAGCCCACAGGGCAUCGUGAAGCGGGACGAACUGGUGUUUCGGGUGGUCCGUGGCCGCCAGGUGCCCAUCCUCAUGGUGACCUCGGGAGGAUACCAGAAGCGCACGGCCCGCAUCAUUGCUGACUCCAUCCUUAAUUUGUACAGCCUCGGGCUCAUCGGGUCCGAGUGCCCCAGCGUCUCGGCACAGAACUCGGACACACCUCUGCUGCCGCCUGAGGUGUCCUGACCACGCCGCUGCCCUUCUGCUCUUCUGCACGGCCCCCCGCCUGCCUCGGCCCCGCCCGCCCCUCACUGCUUCUCCUUUUCUAACCACAGGGGCGGCGGGGGGCGCAGCUGCCAGGAGGCGCUCUCCCCAUUGGGUGUCAGGGGGUCUCCAGGUCCCUCUGUGGGUGGGGGCGGAAGGCAGGGCCUGAGUCCCAGAAGACCUCACAUGGGGUCACCGUCUGAUCAGGCCCUGCAGAGGCAGGCAGUUUCGCAAGGAGGGAGGACGGCAGGUGAGGCUUUGGGGGCACAAGUCAUGGGAUUUGUUCCACCCUCUCCUCCUGAUGUCAGGGAGGGCCCGAGGGGCCGUGGGUGCCCAUGUGGGUGGGGCUGAGAGCUGGGUGCUGCAGGUAAGCCUCUGCUGGGGUGGGCUCUGGAUUCCCAGCCAGCAGGCAGGAGCCCUGGUCCUGGAUGUGAGGGGUGGCAGGGAAGGGGUGCGAGUGGGUUUUCCCAUCUGGUAUUCCCCUUCAAUAAAGCAAGGUCUGGACCUGCUUUCCUGAGGCUCCUCGGUGGCGAUAAGGGGAGGGGAAGGCCUGAGGAGCCCCCAGUCCAUGCUUCAGCCAUGGUCUUGCCUGUUAUGGAGAGUAGUAGGUUUUGGCGGAAGAACGCUUGGCUCAGUGAUGGGCCUCAGCACUGGAGGCUUGAGGGGGCCGCCAACCCCAGUGGGGAGGGGACAGAGGAAGGUGAGGCCCAGAAGGGGACCUUGGGGAUGGGGGCAGGUGGCCAAGCUGGGACCUGAGGCCCCAAGUAAGGACCGAGGUGCUGGUGGCCAGGCUGGAGUUCCUGGAGGGAGGGCAGAGGUAGGUUGUAUGGGUAGGAUCUAGGGUAGGGCCUUGAGUUAGGGGAACUGUAGCCUCCACUGGCCUCACCCAAAGUGCCCAGGCCCUGAUUGUGCUUGGAGUCCAAGGUCCCAAGUGGGCCCUGACCUCUGGUCUUUGAAAUGCCCCAGACCCUGACCUUGUCCUCAGCUCUAAUCUGAAGGGGACUUCCGGGGCCCCCCAGGAGGCUGGGUGGGGGGGAGCAUCCACCCCUCAUUCCCUGGAUGUGUCUUAGACAGUGAUCACAGGUGGGGGGGGUGGGGAGGGAAAGUGGGCCAGCUGAGGCAUCCCCGCCCCCAAUCAACCCCACCUGGAGGACUCAUGUUCAUUACCAUAUGGGGGUACUCUCACAUUCUCCCACAUUCUCCCUUGGUGCUCCCUCUGCUGGGGGGGCGGGAGGAAGUGUUUCAGAAUCAUGAACUAUCAAAAAGACUGACCUCCUGGGCUAGACCUCGAGGCACUAACCACACCCUUGGACUCCCUCACCUGCCCCCCGCCCUUGCCGUUGGUUUCUCUGCACCUGACUGAAGGUACCUAACAUCCCCUCAUUUCCACCUGGGGCCUGUGACCUCUGGGGGCAGGCAGUGGGCUCGCUUCAUCACUGUUGAGCUUUUUGUUAAGAACCAUAAAGGCUCUUCUUGAUUGGA